Messenger RNA from Dryobates pubescens (Downy woodpecker), 1485 nucleotides. RefSeq names its product POLG alternative reading frame-like. The transcript has 2 exons. The record is from RefSeq and is a predicted model, not a curated record. NCBI's taxonomy places the organism in Eukaryota, Metazoa, Chordata, Aves, Piciformes, Picidae. The coding region runs from base 19 to 372 and encodes 117 amino acids.
CCGCACGGAGGGACCCGGAUGGGGAGAGGGGCCGCCGCGCAGGCGCGGCCCAGCCGGGGGAGGGGGGCCUGGGGCCGGCGGGCGCCGGGGCAGGCCGGGAAGGAGGGAAGCCGGGGCCUGGCGCGGGGAGCGGCGCCCCGCGGCGGGCGAGGAACGGAGGGCUCCGACCAACGUGGGUGCGGGCAGAGGGCCCACCCGCCUCUUCCCCGGGCCGGGAAGAGCCGCCGCCAAGGGCGGGAGGCUGCGCCUCGGGCGCCGGGGCCGAGGGUGGCUGCGCGGAGGAGGAGGCAGCGGCCGCCUCGCUCCCUGGCGCCGCGCCGAGCACAGCCGAGCGCCCGCCGCCGCGCCCUGAGGCAGCGACUUUGGUUGUGAAGUGUUGAGGAGCUGCUUGCUGGCGGAUUUGAAUGACUGAAGGAAGCAGCUUGGCCAUAUCGAGCCAUAAAGUGUAAGAGGAUGUUGUGAGGUUAGAGUUGUAAUUUGCAUCCAGCUGAACUUGUGUAUUUUUCUUUCUGCUAGUGAUCGCUUUUAUUCACUGAGCUUUUUAAACAGACACCUUCACGUUUCAGGGUAAUGUCAUAGGACAUGAGGAGAACUUCUAAAGGAUUGAUCGAAUGGAAAGCUUGCACAAAAGUAGCUUGCCCCCACGUUGUCUAGCAGGAGGCAGAAACCCCUAAGGUAUUGUGUUCUCCUUUCCUAGGACCUGUUGACUCCCUCCUUAGCUUUAAAACCUGGAUCUUAUUAUAAAAGUCCCAGCUCUCCAGUCACUUAAAAUAUUUAUUGGCUUGUUAAACUGAAUCACAUCUGCUGCUGUGAAGCCAGGAUUUGUUUCAAAAUUCUAUCAGAGGGCUGAGGUGUUCUUUAGCAGAAGACAUCAUAAAACUAAUUUUACCAGUUUCUUAAGAAAAGAAGUAAUAAAAAGGCAGGGGAAGCAAUGUAGUUUCCUUCCAGAACAGCCUGGUGGUUUUUUUUUUCCCCCAGAGCAUUCAAGUGUUUCUAAACACACUCAUUAACCAUAGCACUGGGCUGGUUUUUGUAUGAUCAGCUGUGAAAGGGUAGCUUGGACAUGUUAAAACUUCAUGAAGAUCAUUUGCAGUCCAUUAAGAGGAACGAGUAGGGCAGGAUAACUUGGUGAUGUCUCACAGAACAAGCCCAAAAGGACAUUCACAGAUCCUUGGGAAGUGGGAGUUUUGAAAAAAAAAAAAAGGUAGGUGGAAAUCCUUUCUGAAUGGUGUAAUUAGAGUGGAACUGGCUGCCAGAGGAAAUCAGUCGGCAGGGCUCAAAGGGAGCAGAUAUUUGUGUGAACACCAAGAGGUGCGUUUAUGGGCAAAGCCGAAAGAACAGCAGAGGAGAGAGAUUAAAGCAUGAGACUCGGGCUUCAAACUCAUCUUUAUGGGAAGGAGAACUGCACUUGCCUGUGUCAGAACAUACAAAAAUGUCUUGUGCCCAGUGCUCUCCUCCAGCUACCUGGUUCUGAGCCCUGGUGGG